AGAGAGAGAGAGUAUAUAAGGCAGAGCUCUGCAGUAUUUCCGAACUGGUGCAGUGCAAACGGCCCAUCAUCUUCACCGAUGGUGUGCAGAACAAGGGGGACUUAAAACACAGAAACAACCCAAAAUCAUUUUCAUCAGCCAAAAAACCAAACAAACAAACAAACAAAAAAAACUUAACAGCAACCAACAACCAUCCUCUCAUCAUGAGCUACAACUCGUUACUUUCUCCGUCUCUGUCCCGGCGCUUGUGGGAUGACUCCUCGUCUCACAUCUCCUCUCGGCUCCACCGGCCCUCACACUCCUCCUUCUCCUCGGCGCUCCAGAGGAGAGGGGCCCCACGCUGCAACCGGAGCCUGACGUCGGAGCGCUGCGACCUCUCCCAGGCCAGUGUUCUGAGCGGCGAGCUGCGGGACACACGGGCCCAGGAGCGUGAGCAGCUGGUGGACCUGAACAACCGUUUCGCCUGCUACAUCGACCGUGUGCGUGAGCUGGAGCAGCACAACAGGGCCCUUCUUGGCCAGCUAGAGGCCCUGCAGCGCGGCCUCGGACACCCCUCACCCUUGCAGAGGCUCUACGAGGAGGAGGCGCGUGCCCUGCAGGCCAAGGUGGAGGAGGAGGCCAUUGAGAAGUCGCACAUGGAGGCGCAGAGAGAGCGCAUGCGAGAGGAGCUGGCCAGGCUGAGGGAGCGCUGGGAGGAAGAGGCCGAGAGGAGAGGCAGGGCUGAGGAGGCGCUUAGCAGAGCCCAGGAGGAGGCCAGCAGGGCGGCGCUAGGGAACUGCGAUGCAGAGGCCAGCCUGGUGACCCUGGUGAUGGAGGCAGGGUUUUUAAAGAAGGUUUUUGCGGAAGAGGAGGCGGGACUGAGGGCGGAGCUGCAGGCGUUGGCGGCAGGGCAAGACGUGGUCCGGGUGGCGGUGGGCGGAGCUGACCUGUCAGUGGCAUUGAGGGAGAUCCGUGGGCAGUACGAGCGGCAGGCCAGCCGGAACACUGUAGCGGCGGAGGAGUGGUUCCGGGGGAAAAUGGUGGCGGCGGCUGAGGUGGUGGAGCGGAAUGAGGAGGCGGUGAGGGCGGUGCGGGCAGAGACGGCCGAGUACCGGUGGCAACUGCAGGCCCGCUCUGCCGAACUGGAGGUGCUGCGAAACGUCAUCGACUCGCUCAACUCGCAACUUGCGGAUCUAGAGGAGGAGCAGGGCAAGGAGGUUGCCAAGUACCAGGGAAGGAUAAUAGAUUUGGAGCAGGGCAUUGGCGAUGCGAAAGAGGAGAUGUCACGGUACCUACGGGAGUACCAGGACCUCCUGAAUGUGAAGAUGGCUCUGGACAUCGAGAUUGCUGCAUACAGGAAACUUCUGGAAGGUGAAGAAGUUCGUCUGACCUUCUCUGCUCUUCCUGCCCUUGCUUAAACAUCCGACCAUCACAACUUUCAGCCAUGACGCCUACCAUCCCCACUCAAACUCAUUUCAUCCUUUAACUCAACAUUAACAUUCCACCCCUUAAAACCCUUCAGAACCCCCUAAGAUAUAAUCCCCUACACUCCCCACAGCCUCUAAAUCCAUACCUAUUGCAAAUGCUUUAACCUUGCCUCACCAACCAACCCUUAACUUCCCUUUCCUAUCCUAUCCUAUCCUAUAAUGCCCCAGGACAUCUUAACCUCAGUCCCAACCCUUUCAACCACUGACCCUAAAACCAACCUAAAAUUCUGGCCUACCCUUUUAAUCUUUUGAACCCCUACUCACCAUUAACCUCUACCCAAAACCAUGACCCCUAAUGUAUAACCUUUCAUUCCAAAUGCUUCUCGCACCUACCCUUAACCUCAUCAUCAUACUAACUCCAGAACCCAAACCCUCUUUUCAUUUCCUCCCAUUGAAAUCCGUAUCCAUUCACCCUUAUGCCCUAAACUGUCAAAACUCCGACACCCUACACUCUCAAUCCAGCCAUCAAUCUGAAGAUUCUCGAGCCCUUGUGCCCUACAAGAGUUCCAUCGUAACAGUCCCCCUUCUUCUCCACACUCGACUCAAGAUGGCCGCCGUGUGAAAGAUCGUAGCGAGAGCUGCACUGCGUUAGUUUUCCCCAAUCCCCACUCCUCCGCUGCCUCCUUUGAGCAGAGUUCUGUCCAUUGUGUUUUGCAAUAUAUACUCACACAUGGACCAAAAUCCAAUUGAAACUAUACAUCCACCUAUUUGGCAAACUCUUAACCAAUUGUUUGUGAGGUGGACUGAGCCAUUUAAAACCAAUCGGGCCUCCAGUGCUUGGACUUUGCUAACUGAACUCUGCUCAGUGGAUGCUGCCUUUAUCCCUGGCUCUGGAACUGUAAUCAGAGGGCCAGUGGAAGUUUGUGGUAGUUUGGUGAUUGUGUUAUUUCCAUUGUGAGCUUAAAGCGCUUUGAUAAUGUACACUUUUCUUUUCCUCCUCAGUGGUUAAAUUCUCAUACUGUUGACUUCAAUUACGUUUAGGUGACUGUUUUAUUAAUGCAUCUAUUUUCUUUAGCCAAAUUUGUCUCAAUUUGAAUGCACAAAAAAAGAAAAAGAAAAAAAACCUGAAACUGAUCUGGGAAAAAAAACAUUUUAUGAAUAAUUUAAAUCAAUUAACAAAAUUCUUCAUUUGAAUAAAUUUGAUAUCUAAACGAAUUCACACAAUUUUUUCUGGAGUAAUGGUCAUACCCUUAAAGUGAUGAGAACUGUGCAAUAUGAGAAUCCAUUGAGGAAGAGAGGCAUGUGCUUGGAACAUCUGCCUCCUCAGUGAAACACUAAGGUAGUGUCUGUCCGCUUGUCCAAGCUUUUGUUUCUGUGUGCUCUUCUAUUUAAGAGACCCUUCGCAAAAUAAGCUAGAUUAGAGAAACAAAAAAGUUUCAGCCUGGUAACGGUCAUUAAUAAAAUUUGACUGUUGCCUAGAAUCUAUGUUAAAAAGUACCUGAAUAAAAUUUUAACCUAAGUAA
This is a messenger RNA of Clupea harengus (Atlantic herring), 2929 nucleotides long. It is a transcript of the gene neff2, whose product is annotated as neuronal intermediate filament family member 2. Lineage: Eukaryota; Metazoa; Chordata; Actinopteri; Clupeiformes; Clupeidae. Gene Ontology annotation, biological process: neurofilament bundle assembly. Gene Ontology annotation, cellular component: intermediate filament; cytoplasm; postsynaptic intermediate filament cytoskeleton. Gene Ontology annotation, molecular function: structural constituent of postsynaptic intermediate filament cytoskeleton. The record is from RefSeq and is a predicted model, not a curated record.